GAUAUAUGAUCUGGAGAGUGAUGGUACUUACUUGGUCAAUAUGAAUGUCAGUAUUUGUUUUGAAUCUUCCAAGCCUUGUUUGUUUGAUCAGAUUAUCUUCAAUAAUACUAAACUGACGAAAAAACCAUGCAAGUGGCAGACAGGAUUUAAAAAUUCAAAUUUUUCUUUAUCCUCAUGGAAGUCAUCAGUAGGAAUUGAGCCAUCACAAUCACUCACUGUGGUAGAGAUUAGAAAGCUUGAAGAAAUACUAGGAAUAGCUCCAUUCCUUCUGGACAGUCCUUGUCAGAGAUACAGCUGGCCAUAUGUUCCACCAACCAAUGGAUGGAGAUCAGAUUGUCCACAAGAGAUGAGGAAUCUACCAUCACUCCUGAGUAAUAUGAACUGUUACAUUGAUCAGUCCUGUACAGCAGUUCAGUGUUGUAUGGAUGUCAACGAACUUGGAAAGUCUUUAGAGAUAGGAAUUAAGAUUGAUCCAUGUGACUUCAGGUUGACAGUCAGGAUAGAGAAAUUAAGCUUUGACGUUACAUUGUAUGACUAUGUGUGGGGUAAGUCUGAUUGA
Molecule: messenger RNA, 559 nt
Organism: Mytilus californianus (California mussel)
Lineage: Eukaryota; Metazoa; Mollusca; Bivalvia; Mytilida; Mytilidae
Exons: 3
Coding region: 41-559 (172 amino acids)
Source: RefSeq, a predicted model, not a curated record